CUCGUCCCUCCUCUUCAGAACCCGAGGAGCUGGGGAGCAUGGACCAAAGCCCGCAGCAUUGGCACCAUGACGCUCGCCCGCUUCGCCGUGGCUCUGAUUUUAGGGGCGCUCCCCGAAGUGGUCAGCUCUGAUUCGGUCCUCACCUAUCCGCUUCACCACCGCCACGGCCACUCGCCCCCUUCGGGACCCCAGUCCCGUUACUCCCUUCCCAUCCAGCAGCGGCAACAGAGGACGACUCCGCCACCACCUCCUCUCCCGCGCGCCCCGCGCCCCCCGCGGGCCCUCCCGGCCCAGCGCCUGCACCCUCUGCAGGCUGGACGCACGCCCCAGCCGCACCCCGGAGAGUGCCCCGCCGGCGAGCUAUGGGUCAACGUGACGGACUUCGGCGCCCCGUGCCUGCGCUGGGCAGAGGUGCCACCGUUCUUGGAGCGGUCGCCUCCGGCGGGCUGGGCUCAGCUGCGUGGGCAGCGCCACAACUUCUGCCGGAGCCCGGACGGCGCGGGCAGACCCUGGUGCUUCUAUGGGAACGCCCAGGGCAAGGUGGACUGGGGCUACUGCGACUGCAGGCACGGAUCAGUGCGGCUUCGUGGUGGCAAAAAUGAGUUGGAAGGCACCGUGGAAGUGUACGUGAGUGGAGUCUGGGGCUCCGUGUGUAGCAGCCACUGGGAUGAUUCCGACGCAUCAGUCAUUUGUCACCAGCUGCAGCUGGGAGGAAAAGGAAUAGCAAAACAAAGCCCAUUUUCUGGACUGGGCCUUAUUCCUAUUUAUUGGAGCAAUGUCCGUUGCCGAGGAGAUGAGGAAAAUAUACUGCUGUGUGAGAAGGACAUCUGGAGGGGAGGGGCGUGUCCUCAGAAGAUGGCUGCUGCUGUCACGUGUGGCCCUUCCCAUGGCCCGGCCUUCCCUGUCGUCCGCCUGGCCGGAGGAAGCAGUGCACGUGAAGGCCGCGUGGAGCUCUACCAUGCUGGCCAGUGGGGCACCGUCUGUGAUGACCAGUGGGAUGAUGCGGACGCUGAAGUCAUCUGCAGGCAGCUGGGCCUCAGUGGUAUUGCCAAGGCAUGGAAUCAGGCAUAUUUUGGGGAAGGAUCUGGCCCAGUCAUGUUGGAUGAAGUACGGUGCACUGGGAAUGAGCUUUCCAUUGACCAAUGUCCAAAGAGUUCCUGGGGAGAGCAUAACUGCGGUCAUAAAGAAGAUGCUGGAGUGUCUUGUAUUCCUCUAACGGAUGGAGUCAUCAGACUUGCAGGUGGGAAAGGCAGCCAGGAGGGUCGCUUGGAGGUGUAUUACCGAGGACAGUGGGGGACUGUCUGUGACGAUGGCUGGACCGAGCUGAACACAUACGUGGCUUGUCGACAGCUGGGAUUUAAGUAUGGCAAACAGGCCUCUGCCAACCAUUUUGAAGAAAGCACAGGGCCCAUAUGGCUGGAUGACGUCAGCUGCUCAGGAAAGGAAGCGGGUGUCCUUCAGUGUUCCAGAAGACCAUGGGGACGGCACGACUGCAGCCAUCGGGAAGAUGUCGGCCUUGUCUGCUACCCCGGCAGCGAUGGACACAGACUCUCUCUGGGUUUUCCUAUCAGACUUAUGGACGGAGAAAAUAAGAAGGAAGGCCGAGUGGAGGUUUUUAUCAACGGCCAGUGGGGAACCAUCUGUGAUGACGGGUGGACUGAUAAGGACGCAGCUGUGAUCUGUCGACAGCUUGGCUAUAAGGGUCCUGCCAGAGCCAGAACCAUGGCUUACUUUGGGGAAGGAAAAGGACCCAUCCAUGUGGACAAUGUGAAGUGCACUGGAAAUGAGAGGUCCCUGGCCGACUGUAUCAAGCAGGAUAUUGGAAGACACAACUGCCGCCACAGCGAAGAUGCAGGAGUUAUUUGUGAUUAUUUUGGCAAGAAACCAUCAGGUAACAGUAAUAAAGAGUCACUCUCAUCUGUUUGUGGUUUGCGGUUACUGCACCGGCGACAGAAGCGGAUCAUUGGUGGGAAGAAUUCCUUAAGGGGUGGCUGGCCUUGGCAGGUCUCCCUCCGACUGAAGUCAUCCCAUGGCGAUGGCCGGCUCCUAUGUGGGGCAACGCUCCUGAGUAGCUGCUGGGUCCUCACAGCUGCACACUGUUUUAAGAGGUAUGGUAACAGCACUAGGAACUAUGCUGUCCGGGUUGGGGAUUAUCAUACUCUGGUGCCGGAGGAGUUUGAAGAAGAAAUCGGAGUUCAACAGAUCGUGAUUCACCGUGAGUAUAGGCCAGACAGCAGUGACUACGACAUCGCCCUGGUUAGAUUACAAGGACCGGAAGAGCAAUGUGCCAGAUUCAGCAGCCACGUUCUGCCAGCCUGCUUACCACUCCGCAGAGAGAGGCCACAGAAAACAGCCUCCAACUGUUACAUAACAGGAUGGGGAGACACAGGACGGGCUUACUCAAGAACAUUGCAACAAGCAGCCAUCCCCUUACUUCCCAAGAGGUUCUGUGAAGAGCGUUAUAAGGCCCGGUUUACAGGGAGGAUGCUCUGUGCUGGAAACCUCCAUGAACUCAGACGCGUGGACAGCUGCCAGGGAGACAGUGGAGGACCACUCAUGUGCGAAAGACCUGGAGAGAGUUGGGUUGUAUAUGGGGUGACUUCCUGGGGGUAUGGCUGUGGAGCCAAGGAUUCUCCUGGUGUUUAUACCAAAGUCUCAGCCUUUGUACCUUGGAUAAAAAGUGUCACCAAAUUGUAAUUCAUGGAAACCUGAAAAUAGUAUUUAAAGAAGAAAUUGAUGGAGAACUUCCCACCUCCACUAUUAGUACUAGCCAGAAACUAAAGGGGACUAAGAUCUUAACUCUGGUUUUGUUGUGGUAAAAAUUGUGUCCUCCUUGCUGCUUUUGAGAAUUUGUGAUGUGAACAUUUUCUGGUUACAGAUACCUCAAUAUCAUACUUACUAGUGUUACCUACCAAAUUUUAACUGUAGAGACUAAAUACUCAUUUGAGUCUUAUUCUCUUCUGCCCAUUCUCAGCAUUGAGAUUAUUUCAUAAUUAAGGCUGUACAUUUAUCUGCCUUGGACAGUCCUAACAAAUGAUACAAUAUGGUAUAUGGAAUCAUUGAAUAUCCAUGACAAAAACACUCCUUACUACAUUCAGAAUAAAAGUGGCAUUUUUUUAAUGCAAAGAUGUUUUCAAAAGGCUGACAAGUGCUUGUAAAGAAAUUUCAUUAUAAAUUUGAGCUGGAAUAAGAUCCUUGAAUUAUAAGAUCAUUUCAUUUGCCUAUCGUAAACUCACUCCCAAAUGAAGUGAUUUCAUGUUCAAAACUAUCCUUAUGGAAACCCUGAGAGAAAAAUAUGGUCUAGCUAUCCUGCACAAACUACUAGAACUUGUAAUAAUUCCUGUAAUAAGAAUUUCUAGCUGGAUAUACAAUUCAUAACUUAUCCACCAUUUUAUUAAAUUACCUACUUUGACUACUUUACAUUCAUAUACCAUUAAGUAGAAUAAGAAAUGUAACUCAUCCUUAACCUCAUGCUCACAUUUUGUGGAUCACAAGGUAAGAGUGCCACCUACUGCAAAUUUCCAAUAAUUUACUCA
Molecule: messenger RNA, 3536 nt
Organism: Tupaia belangeri chinensis (Chinese tree shrew)
Lineage: Eukaryota; Metazoa; Chordata; Mammalia; Scandentia; Tupaiidae
Gene: PRSS12
Product: serine protease 12
Biological process (GO): proteolysis
Cellular component (GO): membrane
Molecular function (GO): serine-type endopeptidase activity
Source: RefSeq, a predicted model, not a curated record